CCAAUGCAUCAACUCACACCUUUCCCAACCUCUAACUUCAUUAUUCAUUCCUGUCCGCUGUGGCUUUCCCCCACCCGCGUUUCAAAGCCAAACUUCAGGAAACAGUGACUUGACAUUAGCAUUUGUUAAACCCUCUAUUCUUAAUUUAGCACACGUCGCUCUUCGCCUAGCAACACACACUGUUUUAUUUUUAAACGUCAAAGCCUUCUUUCAGAUCGUUCUACUCUGCUCGUCUUUCAGCCGGGCAGAAACUGCUUCUGUGCUUCCUCCCCUUCGCCCUUUGGCUGCUGAGAACCCCCCGAGGCAUUGAGAGGCAAGUUGCAGAGACAGGCCAGCGCGCUGGAGAUGUUCUGCCUCUCCCGUGUUGAAUCCAUAGGAAGUAGUCCCUACAGCCCACAAAGGCAACUGUGCAAUGGAGGAUAUCGCCGGCCUUGGCAGGAGGAGAACCAGGGCAACCCAGCGACUCCAGCUAAACUCAGUCUCUUCGACAAGCUGCUGCUGUCCCACCAGGUUUGGCUGCAGCUGGGAGUCGACCCGGAACAAGUCAAGGAGAUCCUUAGAUGCCAGCCCGCCGGGGCAUUUUUGGUUUGGAGUAAUAAUGGUGGGAAGCAUAAGAUCCUGACAGUUCGCCUGGACCACCAGACUUGUGAGACAGAGGACUUUAUUGUCAAAGAGAAUGGUUCAGUUUAUUACCUGGAACAUUCCUACCUGGGAUUCACCAGCAUCUUCCAGCUGAUUGGCUACUACUGUGUGAGCAGGGAUGUCCUGCCCUCUCGGCUGCUGCUGCCAUUUGCCAUCCUAUGCUCGACCGACAAGGAGGAACUGGAGAGGAUCUCAGUACUCGGCAUGCAGUUUUGGGAUCAGCCGAUGAACCAGCAACAAGGCUCGUGUAACCGGGACUCCCCGGGUGGGUCGGCGGUGAUCGAAGCCGCGCCGACCACGCAACUCCUGAAGCAGCAACAGCUGCCCAUGUGCUCGAUCCAGGUGACCGGCGAGAACGGGGCGCUCUUCUUCAUCAACCCGCUCUUCCUGAAGGAACACGGCGACGGCUGGCUGGGCCAGGGCUCUCCCUGCAGCCUCCGGCGAUCCCGGGUGGCCACCAAAUGCAGGAAGCGCUCGGCGGGAAGCGCCAGGAAUCCCGACUCCCCGCACAAGCAGCCGGAGAUCCUGGAGAGGAAUGACAGCGAGAAGUCGGAUUCGGGGAGGAGUGUAGAUGAAGACGAGAUGUUUAAAGUUCCCCACCCCGAGCCUAACCCGGAGCUUCUUUCCACGGUGCUGAGGAGGAAGAUCUUCACCCAGCGAGCGGCCUGGAGCUGGGGAGAGGAUUUGGAAUCGGAUUCUGGGGAGCGGCGAGAAGAGACGGCCGGAUCCCUGUGUCCCGGGGAACGGGGUCCAGCGAUGGCCAGAGAGAGCUCCACCUUGCCCCCUAACUACCGAGCCUCCUGGGCAGAGACCGGAGCGCUCAGGGGCUCCUCCACCCUCCGCAAGGCUCACUCCGAAACGUCUCUGCUGGCUUGCGACAGUCCCACGCUGCCGCCCAUCUCCGAGCUGGACUCCUUGUCUAUCAGCAGCGUGGAGGAGGAGAGCGUGGGGGCGCUGAUCCUGCCGCCUCGGCACCGCCACAAACGCCACUCGCACGCCCUCACCGACAAGGUAAAGAACCGCCUGUCGGCCGUCAGCCACGCCUUCGGCGGCCUGGUGUCGCCCGACCGUCGUGUCAGGAACAGGAUCGAGGAGCUGGGCCACAACAAGGACUGCUACUUCGGCAGCCUGGUCCAAGGCUUCGUUUCCUACACCGCGCAGAGCGGCAACAAGCACGCCAGCAGCACCGAGAUGUUGCAGGGAGUCCAACAAAUGAUCACCAGCCUCCGUAACUACCUGACCCAGAGCUCUGAGCUCACUCACAUCCUCGACCAGAGCGACCAGGAGGACUGUGACACCGAGAUGUCCAUCCAAAAGGCCCUGCAUAAGUGCGUGCUGAAGCCACUGAAAGACCACAUCUACUCCUGCCUGGCCGAUUUCCACAGCAAGGAUGGCUCCCUGAGGAAGCUGACGGAUAACCAGCUGGUUCUGCAGACCCAGAGCUUGGCCCAGCUGGGCGUGAUGGCCAGUGUGCCUGAUGCCCCGGCACUGGAGAAGAUCCAACAGCGGCUGAGCGCUAUGCACCUGGCCUACUCGCCCUUCAAGAAAGUGGCACAACUCCUGAAAGCCUGCAAGCUCAUCUACGAGGCCAUGUCUGCAACAUCAGGGAAGCCCUACGGAGCAGACGACUUCCUGCCGGUGCUGACCUACGUGCUGGCCACCAGCAACCUGACCAACCUCAGCCUGGACGUGGAGUACAUGAUGGAGAUACUGGAUCAGAGCCAGCUUCAGGGAGAAGGGGGAUAUUACUUGACAACCAUGUUCGGCGCUCUGUUCCACAUCAGCACCUUCCAGCCCAAGUUGUUGAGCCGGCAGAUGAGCGAUGAAGCCAAGUCGUCCCUGUGCCAGUGGAGGCGGAGGAGAACGUUGCACCACAACCAAUCCCGCAGGCGAUCGGCACAGGAUUUGCUGAAGGUUUACCUGCAUGAGCGGGGUGGUAACCAGGUCACCGUGCUGGCACCAUCGCAUGUGACGGUGGUGGAGGUGUGCAAGGCGUGUGCCGAGAGGUUCGAGGUUCCGGACCCCGAGAGCUACGGCCUGUUUGUGGAGAGGGGAGGCGUGUACCAGCCGCUGGAGCUAGACGCCUGCCCCCAGCUGGUCAAACAGGAAGCCCAGCAGGACCAGCCCGGCUUUAGUUUCGUCUACAGGGUGACGGGAGGGGGCGAACCGCAGCCGUCUCCACCAGAGGAGGAGGUGACCCCCUUGUGAGAUGUCCCCACCCUGCCCCGUCCCACCCCACACCACCCCUGGACAAAGCCAAGCCACAACCUGGAUAGUCACAGAUUCUUGAUGGGUCGGGUGUCAGGGGUUGUGGGGAGAAGGCAGGAGAAUGGGGUUGGGAGGGAGAGAUAGAUCAGCCAUGGUGAAUGGUGGAGUAGACUUGAUGGGCCGAAUGGCCCAACUCUGCUCCGAGAACAUAUUGAGGCACGGCAAGUCGGAGGAAGCACAGCGGAGGCUGUGGGGCAGAGACCUGGAGCGGCGGCGUCAGACUGGGAACAACAGGAGGCCAUUCGGCCCUCAAGCCGCCUGCUAGCACUCACCUGCUCCACCAAGCUGAGCGAUGGCUCGCGUCAUCCGCGUUCCAUUCCACCCACCAGUAGGUUAGAGUUAUCGAGUUGCACAGCACGGAAACAGGCCCUUCGGCCCAACUCGUCCAAGAUGCCCCAUCACCAGCCACCAGCUGGGGCUCCUGUAGAGUGGGUAACUCACAAUGCAAGUUCAGUCCCGACCUCCGAUGCUGUCCGUGAGGAGUUUGCAUGACUUUGUGCUGCUGUUUCUGCUACCAACCUAGACAACUUGGUUUACUUAUUCCCCAAGUGCUGGAGUAACCAGAGUGCUGGAGUAACUCAGCGGGUCAGGCAGCAU
Amblyraja radiata (thorny skate) is the source of this 3507-nucleotide messenger RNA. Its product is annotated as ras and Rab interactor 3-like. Gene Ontology annotation, cellular component: endocytic vesicle; cytosol. The record is from RefSeq and is a predicted model, not a curated record. Lineage: Eukaryota; Metazoa; Chordata; Chondrichthyes; Rajiformes; Rajidae. The coding region runs from base 346 to 2850 and encodes 834 amino acids. Gene Ontology annotation, molecular function: small GTPase binding; guanyl-nucleotide exchange factor activity. The transcript has 11 exons. Gene Ontology annotation, biological process: signal transduction; vesicle-mediated transport.